Messenger RNA from Juglans regia (Persian walnut), 288 nucleotides. Its product is annotated as cyclin-dependent protein kinase inhibitor SMR6-like. The coding region runs from base 1 to 288 and encodes 95 amino acids. The record is from RefSeq and is a predicted model, not a curated record. The transcript has a single exon. Gene Ontology annotation, biological process: regulation of DNA endoreduplication. Lineage: Eukaryota; Viridiplantae; Streptophyta; Magnoliopsida; Fagales; Juglandaceae.
AUGGGGGUCUCGAAGAAGCCGCAAGCAGUGGAUGGAGGCCUAGUAAGAGCUUCGCUGAAGCCGAUAAGCACGAAACCCGGAGGAAAAGCGAGCCAAGAUGAUGAAGAGGAUGCUUGUUCCACAACCCCAACGGCAAAAGAAGCAAGAAUACCAGAAAAGUUGUCAUGCCCACCAGCCCCAAGGAAGCGCAGGCCUUCCUCAAGAUGUCAUUUUGACAGUGUCAGGGUGUUCUUCACUCCUCCUGAUUUGGAGACAGUUUUCAAACUCCACGUCGAGAAAGCAAACUGA